ACCUCUCGCCGAGUGAGCUGAAGUCUUAUAGCAAAUUGUAAACCUGAAACUUUUGUGUCGUUUCUCGAGCCAUUAACGUUAAAAACAUGAUUCCUUCGUCUGACUCCUUGCUGAAGUAUGAAUCUCCGGUGUUAGUGAGCAAGAAUACAGAGAGAAAGUCUCCGAGGAGUCGUCCUUUGAAAGUGAGCUCACACCAGAUGGUAGAAAGCGGUCCUGUUCCACCGCCACCCAAACCUAAGAGUCCCUCCGCAGAGGCCAACAAACAGCAAACCGAAGAGAUCCUGAAUGCCAUCCUGCCACCUAAGGAAUGGAUGGAGGACAACCAGUUGUGGGUGCAGCCGGUGUCCAGCGUUCCAUGCACACGAGUGGAUGUUAUUCACCUGCAAGAACAACUAGACAAAAAACUGCAGGAGAGGCAGGCCAGAGAGACAGGCAUCUGUCCAGUGCGCAGAGAGCUCUACAAUCAGUGCUUCGAUGAGCUCAUCAGACAGGUGACCAUCAACUGUGCUGAACGGGGCCUUCUGCUGCUGCAAGUGAGAGAUGAGAUUCGCAUGACCAUCGCUGCUUAUCAGACGCUGUAUGAGAGCAGUGUGGCUUUUGGCAUGAGGAAAGCACUGCAGGGGGAGCAGGGGAAGUCGGACUUUGAGAACAAGAUUUCAGAGUUGGAGAGCGAGAAGCGAGACCUGGAGAGGCUGGUGAACGAGCAGAAGGCUAAAUGUGACGCAAUCGAGAGACGGGAAGCAGAGCGGAGAGACAUUGAGGAAAAGAAGCAUGCGGAAGAAGUCCAGUUCCUCAAACGAACCAAUCAACAACUCAAGGCGCAACUGGAGAGCAUUAUCACCCUGAAGAAUAAAUCCUAAAUACUAUUAGAACAAUAAUACUCCAACCCAAACAAAUUUAAC
Molecule: messenger RNA, 902 nt
Organism: Danio aesculapii
Lineage: Eukaryota; Metazoa; Chordata; Actinopteri; Cypriniformes; Danionidae
Gene: dnali1
Product: dynein, axonemal, light intermediate chain 1
Exons: 6
Coding region: 87-860 (257 amino acids)
Cellular component (GO): axoneme; filopodium
Molecular function (GO): dynein heavy chain binding
Source: RefSeq, a predicted model, not a curated record